CCCCCGUUGCUGGAGGAGCUGGUGGAGGCUGCUUCCUACCUGCAGGUCACCCCCUUGCUCCGCUUGCUCCUCUCCCAGGUGAGGCUGGGCAACUGCUUCGAGCUGCACCGCCUGGCUCAGGUCUACGGUCUCCAGGACUUGCACGAUGCUUGUCUAGACUUCAUGGCCGCCCAUUACCAUCAGGUGCUGCGGAGGCCCGAUGCCCGGCCGCAUCUGCUCCUGCCUCAUGCUCUCCAACAGCACUUGAAGGAGAGGCGGAUGAGGGGCACCGCCACCCUCGUGGCCAUCGGGGACUUCAUGGGUGCCUCCUCCCUGGGCCUGCCUCCGGGUUGUCACCCUCAGGUGGAAGCCCCCUGGUCGAUGCUGAGGUAUGAUGAGGAAGCGCAGAGGUGGCUGCCCCUGGCCAACAACCUGCCCCCUGAUCUGGUGAACGUCCGAGGCUACGGGUCGGCGAUGCUGGACAACUACCUGUUCAUCGUCGGGGGCUACAGGAUCACCAGCCAGGAGAUUUCGGCUGCUCAUUGUUACAACCCUUGCCUGAACGAAUGGAGUCAGCUGGCUUCAAUGAACCAGAAGAGGUCCAAUUUUAAGCUUUUGGCUGUAAAUGGAAAGCUCUAUGCCAUCGGUGGUCAAUCCCUUUCCAACGUGGAGUGCUAUAACCCAGAACAUGACUGGUGGAAUUUCGUAGCAUCCAUGCCAAACCCUCUUGCAGAAUUCUCAGCUUGCGAAUGCAAGGGCAAGAUCUAUGUUAUCGGAGGAUACACUACACGAGAUAGGAAUAUGAACAUUUUGCAGUACUGUCCCACUUCUGAUUCCUGGACCAACUUUGAACUUUGUGAUGUCCAUGUUCGCAAACAACAGAUGCUCUCUGUUGAAGAAACUAUAUACCUGGUAGGGGGUUGUAUUCAUGAAUUUGGACCGAAUCAAAAAUCCAGCCAAAGUGAGGACGUGUUAACUGUGCAGUCUUACAACAUUGCUACCAAAGAAUGGCUCUACCUCAAAGAGAACACAUCAAAAUCGGGUCUUAACUUGACUUGCACUCUCCACAAUGAUGGAGUCUAUAUAUUGAGUAGGGAUAUUACUCUGUCUACAAACUUGGAGCACCGUGUUUUUCUUAAGUAUAAUAUAUUUACGGACAGUUGGGAGUCACUAAGACGCUUUCCAGCCUUUGGACAAAACAUGCUGAUCUGUUCUAUGUAUUUGCCUGAUGUGCAAGAAGCGUAA
Molecule: messenger RNA, 1224 nt
Organism: Cariama cristata (Red-legged seriema)
Lineage: Eukaryota; Metazoa; Chordata; Aves; Cariamiformes; Cariamidae
Gene: KLHL42
Product: kelch-like family member 42
Exons: 3
Molecular function (GO): protein binding
Source: RefSeq, a predicted model, not a curated record